Molecule: messenger RNA, 861 nt
Organism: Rhizoctonia solani
Lineage: Eukaryota; Fungi; Basidiomycota; Agaricomycetes; Cantharellales; Ceratobasidiaceae
Product: siroheme synthase
Exons: 3
Coding region: 1-861 (286 amino acids)
Biological process (GO): siroheme biosynthetic process
Molecular function (GO): protoporphyrin ferrochelatase activity; precorrin-2 dehydrogenase activity
Source: RefSeq, a predicted model, not a curated record
AUGGACAUUCCUGCUAUCCAACCUGACGCAUCCUUGCUUCUCGCAUGGCAACUCAAGAACAAGAAUGUGCUGAUCGUCGGUGGCGGGACCGUCGCAUCUGGCCGACUCGAUGCCGUACUUGAGGCCUCGGCGCGUGUUACGCUUGUCUCCCCCCGCCAAGGACUCGACCGGAUAACCGCAUACCGAAUAUUCGAAGACGUGCCAGACGUCAGGUCACGCAUAUCAUACAUCGACCGCGAGUUCACGCUCGACACGGACGUCUCGCUCGUCGAAAGCGCCGACUUGGUCCUGACGGCGAUAGAUGACGUCGAUUUGAGCAAACAGAUCUGUGCCCUUGCCCGCGCUCGCAAGGUCCCUGUCAACGUCGCUGAUGUUCCACCCGAGUGCGAUUUCUAUUUUGGUUCGCAGAUUAGGGAUGGCCCGUUGCAGAUUAUGAUUUCAACCGGUGGUGCCGCGCCCAAAUUGUCGAAUCUUAUUCGAAAGCGGGUGGAGGAGGCGCUUCCUCCUCCCCCAUUUCUCGGGGACGCUAUUCGCCGAGUGGGUAUACUCAGAGCUAGGCUUAGGAAACGUGCACCUGGAGUCGGUGGGGCCUUGGGCAAGAGGCGAAUGAGGUGGAUGAUUAAAGUGUGCGAAACCUGGUCUUUUGAACAGCUUGCACAAUUGGACGAUGAGAGGAUUGAAAAGCUGCUUGAAGCGGGCUGGGAUAAGGGAUUAACCGUACCUUCGUACGAGGAACUUGGCGGCACAGUGCCUACUGUCAGUUGGGUAGAGCGGAUUCCUUCAGGCACACUCCCCGUAGCUGCAGGGUUUAUUGCCGGUGCCCUCUUCACCAGCGCGCUCGUGCUCUUGCGGCGAAAGUAA